This is a messenger RNA of Neomonachus schauinslandi (Hawaiian monk seal), 1188 nucleotides long. RefSeq names its product electron transfer flavoprotein regulatory factor 1 (gene ETFRF1). Gene Ontology annotation, biological process: respiratory electron transport chain. The record is from RefSeq and is a predicted model, not a curated record. Gene Ontology annotation, cellular component: mitochondrion. NCBI's taxonomy places the organism in Eukaryota, Metazoa, Chordata, Mammalia, Carnivora, Phocidae. The coding region runs from base 95 to 367 and encodes 90 amino acids. The transcript is spliced from 3 exons.
UGACAGAGCCCAGAGUCGAAGCGGUCGGAGGCUUUUACGGCUGUGGAAUGCCGGAAAGUAUGUUAUGUGUAAAAGUGGAUACUUUCCAUAAUAAAUGAAAAUGGCCAAUUCUUUAAGAGGAGAAGUACUGAAUCUUUAUAAAAAUCUGCUGUAUCUUGGGCGAGACUAUCCAAAAGGAGCAGACUAUUUUAAAAGGCGUCUGAAGAGUGUUUUCCUUAAAAACAAAGAUGUGAAGGACCCAGAGAAGAUCAAAGAGCUUAUUGGACGGGGCGAAUUUGUAAUGAAAGAGCUAGAAGCCUUAUACUUCCUUAGGAAAUACAGAGCGAUGAAACAACGCUAUUACUCAGAUAUCAACAAAACUAACUGAUCACUAUUACUAUAAUUUGACUGGAAUUCAAUGCCAGCUGUUUAUGUAUACCAGAUAUGAUUAACUAACUUAAAAUGGCAAGAUUUACACGUCAUGUAAAAAAUGCCUGAGCUGCCUUAAUGAACUAAAAUAGGUUUCAACUUCUGUUCACAGAGCUUUAUCAGCAAUCCUUAAUGUUUAAUUUUUAUACAAAACCAGCAAUAUAGCCAACUACCAAUUAAAAAUUAAUGAGUACCCAAUUUUGAAUGAAAAUAUAAUGUACUUAAAAUAAUUUUAAUAAGUUUUUACCAAUUAUUCUUAGCCCAUUUCUCCAUUUACUGACAAGAGAAUGCCAUUUAAUGCAUGUAACUAAGCAAAAUAAUUUAUUGCACAUUAAUUUUCCUUAACUUUUGAAGGAGUACCAUCUUAUUUCCUUAUUUUUGAACCUAUUUGAUAUAUUAACAGCACACAUUCAAGGUUCACUACAAAACAAAUAGCACAUGGUAAUGAUUUAAGUGCAGUUACAGAAAUAAUAUGUAUGGAGUAAGAUUAUUUCUGAUCUUGAAGUAGGCUGCCAGUGACUGGCAUUAUAUACAUACCUAUUUAAUAUCUUCCAUUAUUAAUUUUGCUGCUGACUCCCUUUAGGUCUUAAAACAAGUCACCUGUUGUGUAUCAAUUACCUUUACUGAUAAAAAGUAAUAAAUAAUGUUAUUCUGUUCUUUCAUCAUAAAGGCAGAUCUGUUUUGCAUCUACUUCUUAAUGAGUUAACAUAGUAAAUGGACCUAAAUCUAACAUGGUUUUAAGCAAACACUUAAACCUUUACAUAAUGUUCACAGCACCUU